GUCCACGCCACGAAUCCCUUCUCUCGUUAAUUCUACAUGGAAGAAAUUGCUAUGGCAGCUCACAAUUUCCCACAAGGUCGUGAAAUAUGUUACAAGUCUCAAUUUUUAUAAUUCGUUUUAGAGAACCCAAUUCAUCUUUCUCUUCGCUUUCAUUCUGAUCAACGAUUCAACAUACAACAACCGCCUCAGUUUCUUUCUCAUUCAUUCAAAUUCGUCGACCCGUCUUCCCAUUAAUUUGGGUCCUCCAGCUACCAAAAAGUCAUACACAGGAAGAUAUGGUGGGCUUGAAGCCGAAUUUGCCCUCUUGGACGAGUUUCUCAUCGACCCGGGUUGAUGUUGAGAGAAAUGUUUCUUCUUUAUCGGAUUCCAUCUUCAGAGACGGCGAAGAAGGCCCAUCGGAGCAGUCUCGCCGCCUCUCUGAUGCCAAUUUGAGCUUUGGAGAACGAUCCCUUUCCGCCGCUGGAGCCGCCGUUCUUUCUGCCAUUCUCGUUAAUCCCCUUGACGUUGCCAAGACAAGGUUGCAAGCACAAGCUGCUGGAGUCCCAUAUCAAGGUCCAUGCCGGAUGACAAGUUUAGAAACGAAUACGGCGAUUCCUAAUUUGAGAUGUUCAUCAGUAUCCAGCUCACGUUCUCUUCUUGGUCUUGAACCUAAUUGUUCUCCAGAAUGUAACCGGUACACGGGAACAUUUGAUGUGUUCAACAAGGUUAUUCGUCAGGAAGGUUUUGGGAGGUUGUGGCGAGGCACAUAUGCAAGCUUAACCCUGGCUGUGCCAACCGUUGGGAUCUACAUGCCUUUUUAUGAUAUCUUCCGCAAUUUGAUGGAAGAUUUUACCACCAAGAAUGCUCCGAGUUUGACUCCAUAUGUUCCAUUAGUUGCAGGAUCAACUGCUCGCUCAUUAGCAGUUGUAUCGUUAUACCCUAUUGAACUUGCACGGACCCGAAUGCAGGCAUUUAGAGAAAAACAAACUGGCACUAAGCCUCCAGGAGUGUGGAAGACGCUGGUUGAGGUUGUCAACCCUACUAGGGGUAAUCGCCUUCAAGAUUUACAGAACUAUCGUCUCUUAUGGACCGGCCUUGGCGCUCAACUUGCUAGAGAUGUUCCAUUCUCUGCCAUCUGCUGGGCAACACUUGAGCCUUUAAGGAGGAAAAUUCUAGGCCUAGUUGGGGAGGAAGCCAAUGCAGCAAGUGUGCUAGGUGCAAAUUUCUCGGCUGGCUUUAUUGCUGGAAGUCUUGCAGCUGCUGCAACAUGUCCGCUGGAUGUUGCUAAAACACGAAGGCAAAUCGAGAGAGAUCCUGAAAGAGCAUUAAACAUGACUACAAGAACAACUCUGGCGGAAAUUUGGAGGGAUGGGCGAAUCAAAGGAAUGUUUGCAGGAGUUGGUCCUCGCGUUGGUCGUGCCGGUCCCUCUGUGGGGAUAGUCGUCUCGUUCUACGAAGUUAUGAAGUAUGCAUUGUAUCACAGACACCCAAAAGAAAGAACGACUGAAUAGAGAGGAAGUCCCUUGGCAUGUAGUAUUCCCUAUGUAAUCUCAAGAAAUCUCCUUUCCACAGAUUCUUUAGGCCGAAGGACCUUUGCUUGCUUAUAGACAGCAACUUCUAAAGAAAUAAAAAUCUCCUAUGGGACCUCCAGUCUCUAGCUUUUUUUUUUUUU
Messenger RNA from Cucumis melo (muskmelon), 1651 nucleotides. RefSeq names its product mitochondrial carrier protein MTM1. Gene Ontology annotation, biological process: mitochondrial transmembrane transport. The record is from RefSeq and is a predicted model, not a curated record. NCBI's taxonomy places the organism in Eukaryota, Viridiplantae, Streptophyta, Magnoliopsida, Cucurbitales, Cucurbitaceae. The transcript has 11 exons. The coding region runs from base 276 to 1490 and encodes 404 amino acids.